This is a messenger RNA of Carassius gibelio (silver crucian carp), 9714 nucleotides long. Its product is annotated as IQ motif and SEC7 domain-containing protein 2. Gene Ontology annotation, biological process: regulation of ARF protein signal transduction; actin cytoskeleton organization. The record is from RefSeq and is a predicted model, not a curated record. The coding region runs from base 2114 to 6802 and encodes 1562 amino acids. The transcript is spliced from 16 exons. Gene Ontology annotation, molecular function: protein binding; guanyl-nucleotide exchange factor activity. NCBI's taxonomy places the organism in Eukaryota, Metazoa, Chordata, Actinopteri, Cypriniformes, Cyprinidae.
UCAGCGCAAAGAGCAACUCUCCCGUCGAAAUGAAUGUUACCGCGUUCCAAAAUGGCCGACCACGGGGAUACAGUUUCCCCGGCAUGUUCCUCUAGCGCUACACGGUCCUACUAACGUCAGAGCUUCGAUUGAAAAGAAAAAUAUAUUCUCUCUGACUCACUCAAAUGAAUUUAACCCCUUCAUCACCCUUUACCACGGCAAGAGGCGCUGAGCAUCAUCGACAUGCUGCGAAAAUAGCGAUCGAGACACAUGUGGCCACUGCGGUGAAACCAAAUGGCGGCGAGGGGCGGCAGGUGCAGGGCUGUCCAGGGAGCAUCAGGAGGGAAUGCAUGCCUGUUCAACAUGUGAGCAAUUCAUUCAUGAACGAAUAUCUUUAGUUACUGGCAUCAACACGUCUUGACAUCUGUCAUAUUGGCUACUGGAAGACACAACCAUUCGGGGUAGUUUAAUUAGUUGUCAUGCAACGCAGUCUCCAUAAAUUGGUUUAACAAAUGAUAAUGAAAGCUGUGCUCCAUCAACAUGGGUGUUAUUUAAUGAUCUCGCGCGCACUGUCUUGACACUGUGUGGACGAGCACGCGGACGCUCUAUUGCGCGUCUCAGCUGUUUCGGGACCUGAGCGCCUUUGCGCUGAUUGAUACACAAAGCGAAAUAAAACUCGACAGGCAGUGGACAUCCUGCCGCAAGGAUUGUAUUUCCUCUCAAUUCUGUUUUAGGUGAUCGGGAGGAACGCGUUGCCAUCAACCGCAACAGAAGAUCAAUCAUUUGUGCGGUUUAAACUCAUAAACCUUUUGCGUUGGAACGUCAAAUUUGGAGAUUUAAUCGACUUUGGUGCUAUCGCUUUGGGACGCAUUCUACACAUCCCCUCAUUAUCGCGCAGCUGUACGCGUUGGAGAUGCGCGAUUGUCUUCAAGGACUGGCUGGGCAAUAAGUGUGAAACCGCUCGUGAGUAAACGACAAAUGCGUGCAUGAAACAUUAAUGAUAGAUGUAAUUAUUUUACAUUGAGAGAUUAGUCUUCAGAAAUAAUGGAAUGAAGGCGCAAAGAAGUAGUGUGUUAUGAAAAAACAAAAUAUUGUGUUGAACGGACUUUGCAAUGAGUUGAAAUGCAUCAUGCGUGGGAAAUUUAAUUCCAUGUCUUUCGAUGCAUAAUGAUGAGCAAUAUUAAUGGCUUGAAUGAAGAAAUCUUGGUUUUGUAAUGAGGGUGCGAAGAAGAGAGAAGGGGGAACUGGGUUGUUCUGAAAGACAUGCGCACACCUCCCAGAAGCUAAUUUAGUAUUGCAGUGGAUUUAUCAGAAGAACUUUGGUCUCUCUCUCUCUCUCCGUCUCCCUCUCUCUCUACCGCUCUCUCUCUCUACCUUUCCAUCUCAGUCGCCCCUGGAAUAGAAUGACUCCUGACGAAAAUGUCUCCCAAACACUUCAGUCUGAAAUAUGAGUCAUGAAUAGACGGCCAGAAAACAGCUGCAGUACUUCAACUCCACAUUUGAAAGAGAAACGGAAGAGGAUGCACGCCAGAGAAAUGGACGAAAAGGAAAUCGGCUUUUCCUGUGUAAUGGAUAUUUGCUGACUUGGCUUUUUGCGGUGCAUCCUUACCUUGGAUUUGAGGUGCUGGGAAUGUUCUAUAAUGUCUCUGUCAAAUAAUUUUUUGUUCACUUGCAUUAACUAAUGAGAUUAAUGAAUGGCUAAAUGACUGAAGUUCAUUUCCGCAAACUGGCUUUGAUCUCGAUUCCAUGAUUCCUUGGUGGCAGUGGAAAAAUUGCACACUUGACAGAAGAGUAGCAAUGCACACAUAAACACUCACACUCUCACACCAAUCGUAAACAAACAAACAAAUCCAAUUGUUAACAUUGUCAUCAUCUCUUGAAUGUGAAUACAAAUUCCCAAUAUGGAAUUUCCUCAUUGCUUUCCAGUACUGUGAUCUCCAAAGCUGAAUUUAACUUUGGGGAAUCUCCAAUUAAAACCACUGACUAUUUUACUCUGGUAACUCAACUCUAACUCGCAACACAUUUCCAUCUCUCCCCCCCACCCGCUCCACGUGGGGGGGAGAGCUUCCUCUUUUGGGGUGAUCCCAGAAGCUUGUCCCGGCUGACGGUGACUGUCAGACAAGUGUCCAUCAGCAUGGAUGCUGGGCAGGGCAGCCCAGAGAGCCCUAACCGGGCAGUGGAGUACCUACUGGAGCUUAACAACAUCAUCGAGAGCCAACAGAAGCUUCUGGAAACUCAACGGCGGCGCAUUGAGGAGCUUGAAGUGCAGCUGGACCGGCUCAGCCAGGAGAACAAAGAUCUGAGGUUGGACCGUAAGCCCUGCCCGCCCCCACCUCCACCUCCCAUCCACCCGGUCCAGCCACCCACUUCCAACGCUGCAACCUCCACCAACAUAUAUGCCAAUCUGAGCCACAACAGCAGGCCCAUCCCGAUACCCAUCCCGGCCCCGGCUCCCCCACCCCCACCUCCACCCGUGCCACCACGGGACCGGCGCGUCAAUGCCAACACGCACACAAGGCUCGGCCAAAGCCUGUCAGCUGGAGCCAAUGCCAUGGAGCGAGAGAGGGACCGAGACAGGGAACGAGAAAAAGACGGUGUCGGUACCAGUUUGGGAAGCUCUCUGCAGAGACAGCCAAAAGGAGACCCUUCCAACAAAGACAGUGUGGAGGGACAUCCCCAGUGUCAGGACACGGCUAGCUUUUCCGACAGCACCUGUAGUCAGGGCCCAUACCUGGGCAACUCGGAGCGUUACGGGAACAUCCGAAACAUUCCUGGCCCUCAGGGGCCUCCAGUGGCCCCUUCAAGCCCAGCGACCCUGGCCUGGGCGCAACGGACCCGCAACCAGCCCGCCAGCCUGGCACUCCGCAAGCAAGAGGAAGAAGAGAGCAAGCGCUGCAAAGCGCUCUCUGACAGCUAUGAGCUCUCCACGGACCUGCAGGACAAGAAGGUGGAGAUGCUGGAGAGGAAGUAUGGCGGUUACUUCCUGAGCAGACGAGCGGCUCGCACGAUACAGACGGCAUUCCGGCAGUAUCGCAUGAACAAGAACUUUCAGCGGCUGCGUAGUUCCGCCUCUGAAAGCCGAAUGACUCGCCGGAUCAUCCUGUCAAACAUGCGUUCGCAGUAUUCUUUUGACGAAAGACAGCCACAGGUUCAGCCCCAGAUGCCCCAGCAGCAGCAAGGUCGAUAUACCAGCCAUCACACUUCGACUCUGGGCACAGCUAGCCAGACAGGAACCACAGACUCACAGCAGGAGUCUGACUCACCUGCACACUGUCCUUCAGACAGAGAGGAGUACUCACAUACAGACGACGCUUUCAACAAACAGGUGACAUCUCUGGCUGACUCUAUGGACGACACUCUGACGUGUCAGUCUGGCCGAGAGGACUCUCAGGAUGGUGGUGAGGGAGGAGGAGAGGAGAGCGAGGAUUUCGGCGAGUGUGUAUGGAGCAGCAAACCUACCUCCCGUAGGGGGGUCAUGGGGGAGCAAGAACGUCUGGGGGUCAUGCACGAGGACAGCACAGCUACCUCGUACAGCGACGUCACGCUUUAUAUGGACGACGGCAUGCCUUGUUCUCCCCUAUCCAUCGAGCGGGUUCCCUCCAGCACCGACACUGAGUACUGGGGCGUCAGCAGUGGGGUCGGAGGACGCGAAGACAGCCGGGAUACAGAGGGCGGCGGGAGCAAUAACAGCCGGCGUAGCACACCAUGCACCGAAUGCAGAGAUUUCCGGUUGCGGGGGUCACACCUCCCCGUUCUCACCAUAGAGCCGCCUAGUGACAGCUCUGUUGACAUGAGCGACCGUUCGGAUCGAGGCUCCCUGAGCAGACAGCUGCUUUACGAGCAGGAGCCUACGGCGGGUGGAUCACCUCAAGGGACUCUCAAACACAACCCCGUCCCUCGCACGCCCAAUCCCUGUGUGGCACAGGGCCAGACACGACCCCCGGGUCGCCCCAUCCCUUCCCCUAUUCCAACACACGUACCACACCACACAAUGAUGCACCACCAUCACCACCCACACCUUCACCAUCCGUUGCACCACCACCCUAUGCCACACAUUCAUCACCCCUACCCAGACCCCACAUCUCCCUCACCCACUCAGCCUCCACUCACGCCACUUUCUUCCUCGUCCUCCGCGCCACUGCCCACUACUGGCCUGGAGCACUCGGAUGGGGACAACGACUCAAUGAACUCUACCACCAACUCCAAUGAGACCAUCAACUGCAGCUCAGGCUCUUCGUCUAGGGACAGUCUAAGGGAACCCUUGCCUCCUCUGGGAAAACAGACCUAUCAGAGAGAGAGCAGGCAUAGCUGGGACUCACCCGCCUUCAACAAUGACGUGGUCCAAAGGAGGCAAUACCGCAUUGGACUGAACCUCUUCAACAAGAAACCAGAGAAAGGGAUCCAGUAUUUGAUCGAGAGGAAUUUUGUCUCAGACACACCUGUGGGCAUCGCACGUUUCAUCUUGGAGAGGAAAGGCCUGAGUAGACAGAUGAUUGGAGAGUUUCUGGGAAACCGACAGAAACAGUUCAACAAGGAUGUGUUGGACUGUGUGUUGGAUGAGAUGGAUUUCUCAGGCAUGGAUCUGGAUGACGCCCUGAGGAAGUUUCAGGCUCAGAUUAAGGUUCAGGGGGAAGCCCAGAAGGUGGAGAGACUGGUAGAGGCCUUCAGUCAGAGAUACUGCGUGUGCAACCCUGCACUCGUCCGCCAGUUUCAGAACCCAGACACGAUCUUCAUCCUGGCAUUUGCCAUAAUCCUUCUCAACACAGACAUGUACAGCCCCAACGUCAAAGCUGAGAGGAAGAUGAAGCUGGAGGAUUUCAUUAAGAACCUUAGAGGAGUGGAUAAUGGACAGGAUAUUCCCAGGGAUUUGUUAGUGGGCAUCUACCAGCGCAUUCAGAAAUGGGAACUCAGGACAAAUGAUGAUCACGUGUCUCAAGUGCAGGCUGUGGAGAGGGUUAUCGUGGGCAAGAAACCUGUGCUUUCUCUGCCACAUCGCAGGCUAGUGUGCUGUUGUCAGCUGUAUGAAGUCCCUGACCCCAAUCGACCCCAGCGGAGUGGAGUUCACCAGCGUGAGGUCUUCCUCUUUAAUGACUUGCUGGUGGUAACGAAGAUCUUUCAGAAGAAGAAGACGUCUGUGACGUACAGUUUCAGACAGUCUUUUCCCCUGGUGGAGAUGCAGGUUCAUAUGUUCCAGAACUCCUACUAUCCUCACGGUAUCAGACUGACAUCAGCGAUGCCCGGCAGCGAGCGUAAGGUCCUGAUUGUGUUCAAUGCGCCGAGCCAGCAGGACCGAACCCGCUUUACCAGCGACCUGCGUGAGAGCGUCGCUGAGGUUCAAGAUAUGGAGAAAUACCGCGUAGAGUCUGAGUUAGAGAAGCAGAAAGGUGUGAUGCGUCCAGGGCUCUCGAGUGGAGAAGGGGGCGGGGUUGGCGGAAUGAAAACUGAAGCUGUGAACGGCACUCUGGGUAGGCCCAGUCUGGAUGACACGUACACAGCAGGGGAGGGGCUUAAACGAACAGCACUUAGCUCCUCACUGAGAGACCUCUCUGAGACAGGAAAGCGAGGCCGUAGAAACAGCGUUGGCUCUUUGGAUAGUACUAUAGAAGGAUCCAUCAUUAACAGCCCUCAGCCGCAUCAACGCUUGCCCAUGGGGGGCACUGUUCCCAGCUGCUAUGGGCUGGAAGACUACCGGCCUCACCGCCCCAUCCUGAGCCCCGGAGUAGGGGUGGGGGGUGGGCCGGGGCAACUUCACAACGCCGUAGGCAAUAUGGGCGGGGUCCCUGGCAUCAGCGAUCGAGGUGGGGGGCCGGGGAGCAGUUCUGGAGGGAGCAAUUCCGGUUCCUUCCUGGGCUCCCUGUUUGGGAGCAAGCGCGCCAAACCCCCUGCUCCCCUUACUCCCCCCGGGCCACAUUACCCGGCCCCCGUGCCACCUCCUACUACAGGAGGGCCGCCGCCUCCGUCCCCCUCCGCCCUCAGCCAGUCAGAUCCAGGUGGGCCGUCCAAGAUCCAAGCGCUGCACGCUCAGUACUGUCACAACAACUUUGGCCAGCCUCCGCCCCCUUACCACCAUCAUCAUCGGUACCAUAUGCAGGCCGUCACCCCUGGCCAUCCACCCGCUAUCCAUCAUAUCCUACAUCGAGGGUCCCUCCCACGGCGCGGGCCACCCGUGCCUUCACACACCCAGCUCCAGCAGCACCAAUCCCAUCAUGCUAUGCAGCAAGGCCGCUACGGCAAUAUGGCCUGCACCCCUCCGCCUCUGUCCCCGCAUUCACCCAAUUCCCCUAUCGCCCCUUUCACCUUCUACCACAUGCAUCCCAAUCCCAUACGCCACGUACGGAUGCCCGGUCCUACCGGCAAACUUCCUCUCACCCUGUCUCACUCUCAGCCCCACCCUCACGCCCACUCCCACGCUCACUCUCAUACCCACAGCCAUCUCGUCCAUGCCCACAGCCCACACCCCUUGCUAGAUCACUCCGCCCAUCCAACUCACUUCGUUUUCUCACCACCCCCUCAGGCACCAUCCGCUAUCACCGCCCGCUACAUACCCCAGGGCGCCGCCCACUACAUCCCACAGUAUCCACCCCUCUCUUCCAUCCCACCUCCUCCACCACAUUCCCCGUUACCUCCACCUUCAUCCCCACAUACCCCCCUCACCCCCCUCACACCUCUUACCCCACUCUCCCCGCUGGCCCCGCAACUCCCAGGACCCAUGGGGGCACAGUCGGGCGGACCAGGGAGCGGAGGAGGAGGCGGAGCCAGCAACAGCAGCACGGUCGGCAGCUCCAAAUCCAAACCUAUCAACCGCAUCAGCACGGUGGUGUGAGAGUAAGUCACAACAGAGGGCGCAGGGGGCCAUUGCGGAGGAGCCGGAGUCCAGGCAAGAGGAAGCACACCAUACUCAGACUCUGUUACUUCCAUAUCCGCUUCCCUCACGUGUAGAGCGGGAAUCCUGGCCGGCUACAUGCUCAUUGCUAGCCUGGAUGGCCUCUUGCUGUUGGCCGCCAAUCAAAACAAAGGCUGUGUAACAGCAUCAAAUCUCCAACUGAAGAUCUAAGAAGCCUAAUGGAGACAAUGGUGAAGCAGUUGAAGUGUAUUUUAAGAGUUUGAGUUGAAAUUGACAUGCAUCGCUGCCAAAUGAAUAGGUUACAGGGAGAAAGGGGGUGCCAAUUUAUGUCGGACGGAUGACCUGGAGUUUAAGAGACCAAGUUUGACCGUACAGAAGUCAGAAGACUAAAAUGGUGAACUCUUUAAACACUCAACAUGGAGACGAAACCGGACCGAUGAGUGCAAAAUAUAAAAGAAAUUGACUUUUUUCAUUCGUAGUCUUUUCGGUUUUCAUGUGUCUCAGAUGACAAUCAUUUCAGGGUCGGUCAGAAAAUGUUUGCUUGAUACAUUCCUCAAAAUUGUCAAAUGUAUUCCUCAGCGCAUAAGAAGGGCCAGCAUGCACUUAGGGGGAUGCCAAACAAUAUGUUUAUCACCUUAAAGAGACUUUUAUUUUGCCUUGUGAGUGAAAGGACAGGGUGGGAACUGCCGAGGAAACUUGCAUCACUACACAGGAAAAAGGUUGGGGGCAUAAUUUUGAAACUAUUUGAAGAAUGUUUUAUAUUUUAUUUUGUUUUUUUGUCUCGAAGAGGCUGGGCAUCCAGUUUGCAAUAAGUCUGUAAAAACCUCUUUUUUGAAGGCCUCAGUGAAGUUAUGAUGUCAUUUGCACCAAACAGAAUGUGUAGAAAGAGAUUUUAAAUUGUUUGGUUGAUAUUUUGUUCUUUUGUUUUGUGGCUAUUAUAUUAAGACAAUUAAGCAUACACACCUAGAUGCAAAGUACACAAAAGAGUCAUGACUAAUAAAUAGCAACCAAUAAUCAGGACAAAGAUCAGCACCUCCUCUACCGCAGCACAUCUCUUUCCCUUUUUUAGCAUCACCAUUUCACUAUUAUUUUCAACUCGUCUGCUAAAACAAUCUCCCCUGACCAAUGAAACAUUUAUAUUUGGCAAUUCAUCACAUAACCUUAGUGCCUACUGUAAAGGUUUGUCACUGGAGGUUUGAGAUCAGUGUGAAACUUUCUCUGGAUGACCUGUUGGAGGAGCAGGGUGUUUGUAUAGAGUGUCAUUGAAAUUUUGAGGUGAAAUCUGUAUGGGCUUGGUUUUGUACAGCUUCGGCAGUCAAAAUGUGUUACAGAUAUCUUAAAUAUUUAAAAAGAACAUCUGGAUAUGGGUGAUUUUAAUGGGUGACUUUAUUACUAUUAUGAUGUCAAAUACUACUGAAUAUACAGAAGAAUAUAAUUCUUGCUAUUUUUGGUGUAGAAGCUACUACUAAUAUAAUUCAUGGAUAUGUUUUAGCAGAGUGCCGUGCUGAGUGUUUUCUAAGAGCUUUUUUUUAGACAGACCAACAGGCUAGGUUUUUUUUUUUUUUGGUGUACAGUUACUGUUUAGCAAACUAAUUGGACUGCUAAUUUCAGGUAAAUGUUUUGCAGCAAGUUUGUAAAACUAUAUUAUCCACAUAAAAGCUAUAUGAUCCGUGUAAAACUCGUUGUUGCCAGAAGCCAUACACACUUGAGCAACUCGCUCUUUUAAUAUUGUGAAUUUAUGCUGAGUUGCAUGUGCAAUGUCAGUGCCCUCUUAUUUUGUUUAUAUGAAAAGCGUGUUUAGGGGACUUGCAUUUAAAUUUCUGUUUUUGCACAUACACAAGUUAAAGAUCAUCAGUGCCUAGGAUCCAAAGCUCUAAUACCAUCUGUGUCCCUCCAAACAGUCCCUUUCUGUGUCUUUUCUCCCUUCUUUUCAGUCCAAAUGGGCUGUUCUUUCUCCAUUAAGCAGAAUCAUACACAGUAUUACGUUAACCGAUGUGUUAGUUAUUUGAGUUAUUUUUAUACUUAAAAAAUGUUAACACAUUUUAAAGGUCCUACAAGGAUGAAGACAUUUUAAAUAAGAUUAUUAAUCUCUGCUGCUAGGCCCAGACAUUUAUUUCUUUUUUAUUUCUUUUUCAUAAUUUUCUUUGCCUAUAUGAAUUAUGUUGAGUCAAACUACAAUACUGUUUAUUCGGGUAAUGGAUUCCAGUACUUCAAAUCUGCUAGCAUUACCCAUAACUGAAAACCUUAAGGCCUUUGUAGCCAAACAGGAACUCCAUGUCCUUAGUCAAAAUAAUGAAUUUAGAGGGCCAUUCAAUACAUUUCACUUUUUUUUUCCUAUGGCCAGAUUUGCUUCUCUCUCAUUCUAAUGCUUUGCUCUUGUGCUUGUAUUAAAAGUCCUGAGUGCUGGGGCAUGCCGAGCUCAAAUGCAAAUAAAGCAGAGGUGUGUGAUGUAAAAAAAAAAAAAAAAAAUUCCAGUAGUUUUUGAGAUGCGUGUUCUGGUUUCUGGACAUGCUAAUGUCUUGUGCCACCGUGCCCCAUGUUGCAUGUCUGCACUUAGCUGAAUGAUGCUGUAUAAACCUGAAUGUAUAUAUUAGUUGAUAUAAAUAUGCCAUAUUUACUCUGCACUGGACUGGGAAAUCAAUAUCUGGCUGGGAAUGGGAACAUGAAACAUUGUUUACAUUUUAAGGACCUGGGGGUGGGGGGCUUGGAACAAGUUGUAAUUGUAAAAUUGUUAUCGGUAUGUGUGUGUAAGAGCAGCUCCUAUAUUUAAAAUUAAUUGUAUGACGUUUUAUUUGUAUAUAUGUAUGAGGUUUCAAUGCAGAAUUAAUUCAGAGAAAUUAUGUGAUAAUUUAUUGCUCUCAUUCUAUAAAACAUGUUCUUGCUGUUGGAAA